GCACACGAUUGGCUGAGCAUCAACCACAGGGAAUGGGCUGCAGGACAUCCACAACACUGUCCCGUGUAACGCAGUUUCCUCCAUGGUGAUCGGCGCGGCACUCCAGUAACCACCACGUAUUUUUGUUGCAAACAUAUCCGGCACAGAAUCUGACAUGAAGCUCUGCUCCGCUCUUCUGCUUUGCCUGGCAGCAGCCCUGUCAUCUGCAUUUGUGAUUUCACCUCCACACAUGUGGACCAAACUGAUCCUGACCCACCACUGGCCGAACACAUUCUGUAGAACGGAGCAGCCAGCUUGUCAUCCCAACAUUAGCUACUGGACACUACAUGGACUUUGGCCAGACAAAGGGAUCGACUGCAAUUCAUCGUGGCAUUUCAACUCUUCUCUAAUCGAGGACCUGCUUCCAGACAUGAAGAAGAGUUGGCCUGACUUGCUUAACCCCUUGUCUGCUUCAUUCUGGAAGUAUGAGUGGCACAAACAUGGCACAUGUGCAGCCAAAGCAGCUUCUCUGAAUAGUCAACAUAAAUACUUCGGCAAGGCACUGGAACUAUACCAUAAAUUGGAUUUGGACAGCGUCCUGAAGAAGUUUGACAUCAUCCCUUCAGAAACAUACUACAAACUUUCACAAAUUGAAGGAGUCAUAGAGAACUUCUACAGCAUCAAACCUAAGAUCCAAUGUGUCCAUCCAUCAAAGAACGCUGAUUUCCAGAUUUUGGGGCAGAUUGAAAUCUGUUUUAACCCUGACUUCACCCUCAUGGACUGUGAGAAAUAUGUUACCACGGAGAAGAUAUCUAAGGGAGACUGGGGCAAUCUCAUUGCUGAUAAGGCAUCUGGGUUCAGUGUGUGUGACCAUGAUGUGCCAGUUUACUACCCACUACUUCCAUAGAACACAUUUAUGUGCUGACUGAAACGCAACAGCUCCCUCCAACCCUACUUUAACAAACCCAAAGACAUAACAACUAAAACUGUACUGUGAUUAAGCAUGUGCGCACACACUGACGUAACCAUUAUUAGAUUUCCCCCAGGCUUAACACUGAACAUCAUAGCUUUAAUGAGGAAUGUCAGAUACCCCCACACAAUCAGUGCAGUCAAGAAACAUUUUUGACAGGUAUCUGAUAAGAAAUCCCCUUGAAGUGCAUUGCUCUUUUUAUAUCCUACAAAGACCAGGACACACACUUCACUACUACGUGGUGCUUUAAUGGACUAGAUAAAUAUAGUAUAUGGUGUAAUGAGUAAAUUCUACAUCGUUCUGUUUUAGUAUACGAGUCCAAAUACCCAAAUACUUUGCUAUGGAAACCUCACGACGCACACUAAACACAAUACAGCACACAAGACGUCAUAGAAGUUUGUUUAUACACCAUUUCUGGUAGAUAAAAUACUUGUUUCUCAAGGAUGUAGCAAAUUAUCUAGUGAACACUACUUAAUCCCCAGCUGAUUUGUACAAUUACUUGUUUCUAUUGACGCUGUUUGAUUAUUGCUGUUUUUUGUGCAUAGAUAAAUACAUUUCCUGUAAGAUGAAAGGUCAAAUUGUAAUUGUAACUAAGCUGCAGUGGGCAAAUGCUGUGGUAUGAAAUUACUGAAAUUGACAUUUGUACUGUCAAUGAAUUAAAUGUCAAUAAAACAUUGGAUAUCAAGUCAA
This is a messenger RNA of Cyclopterus lumpus (lumpfish), 1639 nucleotides long. It is a transcript of the gene rnaset2, whose product is annotated as ribonuclease T2. Bases 155 to 886 code for a protein of 243 amino acids. Gene Ontology annotation, cellular component: extracellular region. Gene Ontology annotation, biological process: RNA catabolic process. Gene Ontology annotation, molecular function: ribonuclease T2 activity; RNA binding. The transcript is spliced from 10 exons. Lineage: Eukaryota; Metazoa; Chordata; Actinopteri; Perciformes; Cyclopteridae. The record is from RefSeq and is a predicted model, not a curated record.